ACUGUGUAACCUGAAAACAGGUUCAAAAAUACAUUAUUUAGCCUACGCGACGUCCAAUCCGCUUGACAAGAGAACUAUCGACGUGCUAUAUGCGUAGUGAUUAGAUUUUCGAGUUCCCUCCGGUUUUAUACUGGGUGAUUUGAAACGCAUAUCGUUAUUAUCAAGUUUUAUCGUCGCAGGAGGGUUGGAGGGCCGCCGGUGGCUGGCACGGCACGCGGCCGCGUCCGUCGCUUUGUUAAUGAAGUCAUAUUGUGGGAAAACUCUGCAAUAUCGGACUCAGCAGUUUAGUUUAUUACCUGCUGAAAACACAACUCCACUACACAGCUAAUGCACAUUUGAAACUCAGUACAUGUCACUGAAAUGUAAAGCAGUAAUAUUGAAAGUAAAAUGUGUAUAGCAUUAAAUCUAACAUCAUAUAAAAAACAUUAUGUACUAGGCAACAAGUCAGGAUUGUUUAUCAGUCACCUAACAACAAACAAGCAAAAACAAUGACACAAAACAUGAAGAUAAUAUAGAUAAUUCACUGUUUAACUGUGGUAGUAUUAGGGACACUAUCAGUCAGCCAUGCGUGGAGGACAAUAUGGCAGGUGACACCGCCCGAGCGUGACCCACACCUGCACCCUCCCCCUACACUUACGCUAUAAUCAUUUUUCCCCAGUAAUAUUCCAAGCCUGCACCAAAAAACAGCUCAACACUAAACACCAUAGAUACAGCUUUGUUUGAUCAAUACUGGCCGCAUCAGUAGUGAGACUGGCUGACAAUGUGUUGUUGUCUGUGAAAAAGUUUCAGUUCCAUGUUUAAAAUUGAAUUGUGUUCCAAAAUGACGGAGAUGGGAUUUGAGAAUGUGUUUUACCUUGAGAACUUUGAGUGCGUGGGCGACGAAGUGCUGGUGGAGUCGUCGCCGCCCGCGUCGCCGGCGCACAUGGCGGCGCGGCUCGCGCACACCGCACAGAGUGCGACGGGCAGCGCGUCUUCUCCCGGGGAGGCGGUCCGGGACGCCCAGCUCAUCGUGAUCCCGGAGAUCAGCAACACCAUACAGCUUCAGCAUGCCAUGCAACAGGUGUCGAGCACAGUGGUGGAAGUGAACGGGGACUCAGGGUCGGGACACUCUAGUCCGAGCAAUGAGCAACACACGUACAUAGCCGUCGCGAUGCAAGGUUCUUGGGACCAAUACGGGCCUGGAAUGAUGCCGGUCAAGGCAGAAAUCCACAGUGAUCAUGAAAGCGAAGGCGGCAACAGCGUGAAUUACCAUGUACACUAUGUGGAGCCGCAGGAAUUGUACGGACAGGGGGAGGAGCCCACCAUGGAGACUCUCCGCACCUACCCCGUCUACGACGCGGAGGGCGUCCCACCGGCGGAGCCGUGGCGCGGGACGCCCUGCGCCGCCGCGCCCGCGCCGCGCAUGCCGCCCGCCACCAUACAGUGGCUGCACCAGCACUAUGAGGUGGCUGAUGGCGUGUCUCUACCCCGGUCCACUCUCUACUCGCACUACCUCCGCCACUGCUCGGCUCACCGGCUAGAGCCCGUGAACGCGGCGUCGUUCGGGAAGCUGAUACGAUCCGUGUUCGUGGGCCUGCGCACCCGCAGAUUGGGUACCCGUGGUAACUCCAAGUACCACUACUACGGCAUAAGGGCGAAACCCAACGCGCCCGACGCCAUGCCGCCCGACGCGGACGAACGCAACGACGACGCGCCGCCCGCUGAGGAGCCGCAAGAGCGUCCGCCCACGGACGUGUCGGAUCUGGGCGCGCGCGAGUGCCUGGGCGCCGCGCCCACGCCGCCGCCGCUCAUCGUCACCACUCUACCGGAGGAUAUGCCGCCCGCCGCGCCCGCCGCCCUCACUAACCAUCACAGGACAUACGGCGUGGAGUUCCUGGCCGCGGUGUCGGCACUGGACACGGGCGCGGCGGAGCGGGCGCGCCGCGCGUUUUGGAAGCGCCUGCCCGCGCCGCUCAGCAAGCCCACGCUCCACGCCCUGAUGGCUCUGCCCGAGGUGAUACAAUGGCUGCACAAGGCAGACUUGGCUCUACACCAGAGGGCAGUAGAGCUGUUGUUACCUGAUGUGUUAAGACCCAUCCCAGCGCCGCAAACACAGGCGAUCCGAAACUUCGCGAAAAGCGUAGAAUCGGCGUUAGCAGCCGGGUCGGCUGGUGCCCCGCCCGCCGCCGCUAAGGCGCAAGCGAAGGCGGCGGCGGCGCUGUCGGCCGCGCUGCGCCGCUACACGUCGCUCAACCACCUGGCGCAGGCGGCGCGCGCCGUGCUCACCAACCACACGCAGAUACACCAGAUGCUAGCCGACCUAAACCGAGUGGACUUCAAGGUGGUUCGCGAGCAAGCCGCCUGGGCUUGUUCCUGCACGUCGCCCGCCACCGCCUACCGACUGGAGGCCGACUUUAAGGCAACGCUAGGCCGCGGGGCAACCCUGGAACAAUGGGCGGUGUGGCUCGAAAACUGUGUUCGCACAGCCCUGGCGCCGCAUUCAGGCCGGGCCGACUAUAGCUCUCGAGCGAGGCGUUUGUUGCUGGACUGGUCCUUCUACUCGUCGCUCGUCAUACGCGAGCUCACGCUGAGGUCGGCAGCUUCAUUCGGCUCGUUCCACCUCAUACGUCUUCUCUACGACGAGUACGUGGCGUACCUGAUCGAGCGGCGCGUCGCGGCCCACGAGCAGCGCGCGCCCAUCGCCGUCAUGCACCACGCACUGGACCCGGCAGACGAAGAAGAUGAGACGGAAGACUCGCGCCCUGACGAUGAAGAGGAUCCGGACUGGGAGUGGGACGACGAACAAGACGACUCGGACGCCGUCGUGUGCAAGAAACACAAGAUACAGUAGCCUGUGGGUGCGAGGGAGACGGGAGAUUGAUACUAGAUGCUGUAGUCUGUGAGUGUGAGAGAGACGGGAGAUAAACACAAGAUACAGAAGCCUGUAGGUGUGAAGGCGACGGGAGAUUAACACUAGAUGCAGUAGGCGAUAAGUGCGAAAGAGAUGUGGGUGGUGGCGUUGUGUGAAAGAGAUGGGAGAUGAGGCGUUAGAGGAAGAUUGAAGAGCUAAAGAUGCCUCGUCAACUGCAAUUUUACUUUCUGUUUCUCUUAAAGUGUCGGUGUCAAACAUGGGCUGAUAUUUAUGUUACAUACACUAAAGUUUAUUAUUUUAUCUCAGACAUGUGCAAAUUGUAAAGUUGAAUAAAAUGAAUUCAACUUGACGUUUGCACUUGUUAGUUUCAUAUCUGAGAUAAAAGACAAGUGGUGAAAAAAAGUGUUAGUCAGAUGAGCGUCGCCAUUUUUAUUGUAGUAAAAUUACCACAAAAUACGUAACGUCGGUUUAAAUAUUUAAUUGAUGGUUGGGGAUUGCAAACAAAAAAGGUAAACAAGGUUUUGCAACAGUGGUCUAAUAAGCCGAAAGAGGUCACACUGGUAGCUUUUGUUACUCCCUUUCAGCUUAGUAUACCUCUAAUAGAACACCCUGUAUUUGCGUUUUACAAGUUGGCGGCCUUAGUACUCAUUUUGGCCACGUGAUUAAUUAUCCUGCUGGCGCUGUAUUCGUUUGUUACGUAUGCAUGUAAACACGCUUUUGAGUUUAUAUAGGUAGGACGGUGCAUUCGGUUAAGAACUGAACCUUUAAAUUAAAACAACUUUUUAAGACCAUAGCCGAAUGAUCAUUUCUUAACUGAAUGCUAUGUAAUCUGCCGUGUGUGUAUAAAUUAGUUAGUUCAAUUUGCAUAACAUACAGUAGGUAUACCCUGCAUCGCAUUUAAUUGAUAAAUUAUGUAUUUUUUCCAAUCUCUACAGGGCCGAAAGCUUAGAGAAAACCUCCCAUUAAUAAUUGUAUUAUAUUUGUAUUGUGUAUUUAUAUCUGAACGCAACAUUCAAAACAUAAUUAAGUAUAUCUUAAGUGUAUCUGAAAAAUAUUACCAUUGCAAAUUAGCAAAUUGCGUAUGAUCCAUUAGAUGCGGGGCACCCUGUAUAUUGUGUUAAUAUUUAUAAGAUAAUCGGUUUAAUAAUUGUUAAUUUAAUUUUGUAAAUAGUAAAUGUAUUUUUGUUUAAGCAUACGUGUAUACAGCUGUUGUAUAAGUGGUUUAGUAACACCCUGUAUACAGUAUGCAACGCAGUCAUGUUUAGUGUUGUACCAAAGACAGGAUUAUAGAGCUCUAUUUUAUUAUAUAUUGUGGAUCACUUACAUUUUAUUUUAUUAAUAGCACAGGUUUUGCGUUCUAUAAUUUAUUGUAAGUAUGUUGUAAUUUGCAAUGAUUAUAAAAUCAUUAUACUAG
Molecule: messenger RNA, 4265 nt
Organism: Plutella xylostella (diamondback moth)
Lineage: Eukaryota; Metazoa; Arthropoda; Insecta; Lepidoptera; Plutellidae
Gene: Rfx
Product: regulatory transcription factor Rfx
Biological process (GO): regulation of transcription by RNA polymerase II
Molecular function (GO): DNA-binding transcription factor activity, RNA polymerase II-specific; RNA polymerase II cis-regulatory region sequence-specific DNA binding
Source: RefSeq, a predicted model, not a curated record